This is a messenger RNA of Rattus rattus (black rat), 2849 nucleotides long. It is a transcript of the gene Tbccd1, whose product is annotated as TBCC domain containing 1. The coding region runs from base 229 to 1938 and encodes 569 amino acids. Gene Ontology annotation, cellular component: spindle pole centrosome. The transcript has 8 exons. The record is from RefSeq and is a predicted model, not a curated record. Gene Ontology annotation, biological process: maintenance of centrosome location; maintenance of Golgi location. Lineage: Eukaryota; Metazoa; Chordata; Mammalia; Rodentia; Muridae.
GUGACGCGCGCUUGCUUUCGGAGGUGCAACCCCAGGAGGUGUCAAAGUACGUGGGGCGUCUUGGGUAGAGAUAGGCUCUCACAGUACAAACUUAUUAUAGUCUCGAUAUUGUAGAAAAGAGGUCUGGUACCUUGUAGGGACGCCGCCGUGGGGACGUCAGAUUCAGCUUCCAGCACUCCGUAGCGGUAUGCAAAGAAGCCUGUUUGUCCUGAUGUCUUCAGAGAGACAAUGGAUCAGUCUGGAAUUCUCCUCUGGGUAAAGGCAGAACCUUUUAUAGUGGGUGCCUUGCAGGAGCCACCUCCAUCCAAAUUGAGUCUUCACUACCUCAAGAAGAUAGCUGCCUAUGUGCGCACUCGGGCCACCGAACGUGCCUACCCACGCCUCUACUGGUCAACCUGGAGGCACAUUGCGUGUGGGAAGCUGCAGCUGGCUAAGGAUCUAGCAUGGCUUUACUUUGAAAUAUUUGAUAAUCUUUCUGAGAGGACACCUGAGGAACGCCUGGAAUGGUCUGAAAUUUUGUCCAACUGCACAACCAAAGAUGAAGUUGAAAAGCAAAGAAAUCAGCUUUCUGUGGACACGCUGCGAUUUCUGCUCUUCCUGUACAUCCAGCAGUUAAACAAGAUCUCGCUGCGGACAUCGUUGAUUGGGGAAGAAUGGCCCAGUCCCAGAAACAGACCGAAGUCUCCUAGCCCAGCCGAAAGGUCCAGUUGUCACAAUAAGAAUUGGAAUGACUACAAUCACCAGGCUUUUGUCUGUAAUCAUCUGUCAGAGCUCCUCGAGCUGCUUCUAGAUCCAGAACAGCUCACUGAGUCCUUCCACUCAACCCAGAGUAGUCUGCUCUCACGAGAAGCUGUCACGGCACUCAGCUUUCUCAUUGAAGGCACCGUGAGCAGAACCAAGAAGGUCUACCCCCUUCAUGAACUUGCACUGUGGCAACCACUGCACCCAGCAAAUGGCUUCUCAAAGAUCUCUAAGACUUUCUCUCUGUACAAGCUGGAAGCAUGGUUGAGGGCCUGUUUGACUACAAAUCCAUUUGGUCUAUCUGCUUGCCUCCAGUCUGGAAAGAAAUUGGCUUGGGCUCAUAAAGUUGAAGGUGCGACCAAAAGAGCUAAGAUUGUCUGCAAUGCUCACAUGGCCCCUCGGUCGCAUCGCAUCGUGGUUAUGAGCCAGGUUUGCAAUCAGACACUGGCCAAGAGCUCAGAAACUCUAGUAGGAGCACACGUCAGGGCUCAUCGCUGCAACGAGUCUUUCAUAUAUCUGCUCUCCCCCUUACGGUCCGUGACAAUUGAAAAGUGCAGGAAUAGUACCUUUGUGUUGGGUCCUGUGGAGACGGCUCUUCACCUACACGGCUGUGAGAAUCUGAAAGUCAUUGCUGUUUGCCGUCGACUGUCCGUGUCUUCUACAACAGGCUGCACCUUUCACAUUAUGACCCCUUCACGCCCACUUAUUCUCUCUGGAAACAAGACAGUAACUUUUGCCCCCUUUCAUACCCAUUACCCAAUGCUAGAGGACCACAUGGCCAGGACUGGCCUUGCUACAGUGCCUAACUAUUGGAAUGACCCGGUGGUUUUGGGCGGAGAAGGCACUGACACAAGGGUCUUCCAGCUCUUGCCUCCCUCUGAGUUCUAUGUAUUUGUCACUCCCUUUGAGAUGGAAGGGGACACAGCAGAGAUACCUGGGGGUCUCCCCCCUGCCUACCAGAAAGCACUGGCUCACAGAGAGCAGAGGAUACAUAACUGGCAGAAAACUGUGAAGGAGGCUCGUUUGACAAAGGAGCAGAGGAAGCAGUUCCAGGUCCUCGUGGAGAACAAGUUCUAUGAGUGGUUGGUUAGUACAGGACAUCGACAGCAGCUGGACAGCCUCGUCUCACCUCCAGCAGCCUCCAACCAAGUGGCCAAAAAGGACCUCACAUGGAGCCAUGGGGCUCUGGAGACGUGAGGAGGAACGGAGAAUGGUGUCUGCUCAAGCCUGUUGGAAAGGCAUCCUUGCUACCCACGAGAUCUCAAGCUUCUCUCUCUCCAAGAGCUUCUGCUGGUUCCUUUCUGUACUCACUUCUGACUUUCAUAAAAGCACCUUACUGUGGAAGGUCGGAAGGUCACGUGUUGUGCGGAAAUGGAACAGUGGGCAGGGCAGCUCUGUGUGUACGUUAGUGUCUCGGUGACCAAGUGCAGACUCACAGCCGACUUCAUAUUUUAGCUUGUACGAUGAAAGGGGUUUGUCCUAGCUAAAAACGCUAGCCAGGUGUGGUGGUACACGCCUGUAAUCCCGGGGCUCAGCAGGCAGAGGCAGGCAGAUCUCUUUGAGUUCCAGGCUAGCCUGGUCUACAUGGUGAGGACCUUGUGUCUCAAACACACACACAUACACACAUGCACACGUACAUGCACAUGCACAAGAAAGGAAGGAAAAGAAAUGAAAAAAUUGUUACAUGGUUCUUUGAAACUAAUUAGAAGGAAAUCGCUACUCUCUUUUUUAAAAAGAGUGACAGAAUGGUCUGUUGGCAUAUAACUAUAGCACAGGUAGUUUUAUAAAAUAGUAUUUUAGGCCUUAAAGUAUAAAACACAGGAAAUUGUAUAAUUUUUUUUUACUUUCUGCUUCAAAUUUCAAUAAACUCAAAAAAGUAAUUUUUCUUCUUUUGUUAAAAAGAUGUUUUACUUUUAACUUUAAUGAACGGUGUCUGUUGUUAUUCUGUGACUGUGCCAGACUUGGUUUAUGUGGCUGUAAAGCCCUGUCCUAUAAGACAGCGAGAGAGAGGAGCCCAGUCACUCUCGCAGGUCAUUUAACUACUAGUUAUCCUCACAGCGCAGCGCUCCUAGUUCUCAAGUAAAAUGAACUCCCUUCCUGCUUGUUAA